UCUACCGUUUUUUUUUAAUUAAGGUAGUGAGUUAAGAGAGGCUUGAAAUUUGUGUUUCACUUUUAAUAUUAGUUAACAAAACUAUAUUAGUUUGAAUCAAACGGAAUGGAGUACAUAUCCUGCUUAAUAAUUUUCUCAGCAAUAUACGUUCUGUAUUGCUGUAAAACUUACAUCAGAACAGUUUGUAUUUCGUUGAGUUUACCUGGACCUACAGCUUUACCAGUUUUAGGAAAUGUUCUUAUAUUAAACAACCCAAAAAAAUUGGAAAAAGUGGGAACCAAGGCUUACCAAUUUUAUGGUCCAUUUUUCAGAUGUUGGAUAUCAGUUAUCCCGUUUUUCUUCAUUUACGAACCAAAGCAUUUGAAAAUAAUACUAGCUGGGAAGAAUUCACAAAAAAAUGUUUUGUACAAGCUUUUACAUAAUUUUGUUGGAAGAGGACUAAUAACCAACAAUGGGGUGAAAUGGAAAACACAUCGGAAAUUAAUUCAGCCUUAUUUUCAUAUUAAUAUUUUGGAAAAUUAUAUAAAUAUAUUCUCGGAGAGCACGAAGGAACUUUUAAGUAAUCUAGAGGAGGACAAGGAUAUUAAGAUUACACCUGUUAUAAACAAAUGCAUUUUAAGCAUACUUCACAAGGCUGUGUUAGGCGUUUCUUUGAAGGAUGAAAUGCAGUCUCCAUACAGAAAAGGUGAGGUACUGUUGACCCAGAGAAUAACUAAACCAUGGUUACUUUUGGAAACGAUUUUCAAAUAUACGCCUUUCGCUAAAACCGAAGAGAAACAGAAAUUGAGUUUGCAUCGUUAUACGAAAAAUAUCUUGGACAGAAGAAAAAAUGAAGCCAAGAAAACGACGUCCCAAAGCUUAUUAGACAUGUUUAUAGAAAUCUCCGAGAAUAAUCGCGAUUUCACCGACGAAGAUAUAAUUAAUGAAGUAGUAACCUUUAUGUUAGCAGGACAGGAUUCCGUUGGUGCCGCAGUUGCUUUCAGUCUCUAUUACAUCGCCAGAGAUGAGAACAUUCAGAGCAAGAUAGUGGAAGAAUUGGAUUCAGUUUUUGAAAAAGCAAAACCGAGUGUAGCGACAUUGCACAAUCUGAAGUAUUUGGAACAGUGCAUCAAAGAAUCGUUGAGGCUGGCUCCUAGCGUCCCUAUAAUAUCUCGGAUUCUAACAGAAGAUGUAACAUUAGAUGGACGCACAUUUCCAGCUGGUACCAACAUAUUUAUUUCACCGUUCAUUACACACAGACUACCGCACCAUUAUCCGGAUCCGUUGAAAUUCGAUCCAGAAAGAUUUUCACAGGAAGAAAUGGACAAACGCCAUCCGUUUGCAUUUAUUCCUUUCAGCAUGGGACAGCGAAAUUGUAUAGGAUACAAAUUUGCUUUAUUAGAAGUGAAAAUUGUCUUAGCUGGUAUUUUAAAGAGGUUCCAAAUCAGUAUUGUUCCUGGCCAUGAAAAUUUGGAUUUAGUUUAUAGGGCAACUUUACGAGCAUCUGGUGGAGUGUGGCUACAUCUGACUCGCAGAAAAUAGAAUUUGUGUUGUAUCAAAAUAGUAAAAGUUCGUAUCUGUAAAUGUACUUAUAUUUAAUAACAACAAUAAUAAUAAUGGUACUUCUAUUCCUUUCCA
Messenger RNA from Anoplophora glabripennis (Asian longhorned beetle), 1617 nucleotides. It is a transcript of the gene Cyp4aa1, whose product is annotated as probable cytochrome P450 4aa1. Gene Ontology annotation, molecular function: monooxygenase activity; iron ion binding; oxidoreductase activity, acting on paired donors, with incorporation or reduction of molecular oxygen. Bases 106 to 1521 code for a protein of 471 amino acids. NCBI's taxonomy places the organism in Eukaryota, Metazoa, Arthropoda, Insecta, Coleoptera, Cerambycidae. The transcript has 10 exons. The record is from RefSeq and is a predicted model, not a curated record.